AUCAACGAAAAUUGAACCAUGCAUUGCAUCUCCUCUCCUGCUUUCAGAUGCCCCUCAUUUGGCAAACCCAAAACUCAACAUCAUCAUAUACUCCCACGUGCCAAUGUAACAGGACUCCAGAUGACCACCACUCACCACCAUGCCAUCGCCCACUCACUGCCAUCGGAAAAAGUGGAGAUCAUCAAGUCACUCGAGCCCUGGGUUGCACAAUCCAUCCUCCCUUUCCUCAAACCAACGGACGAGUCCUGGCAGCCCAGUGAUUUCCUACCCAACUCUUCACAGCCAUUCGAUCAAUUCGUCACCGAGGUGCAGACCCUCCGUGAUCAGUCAGCCAUGUUGCCCGAUGACUACCUUGUGGUUCUUAUAGGUAAUAUGAUCACAGAGGAGGCUUUGCCAACAUAUGAGACCAUCAUCAACAACUAUGAUGGGAUCCGUGAUGAAACUGGAGUCAGUGCAAGCCCUUGGGCCACAUGGACACGGGCUUGGACUGCGGAAGAGAACCGGCACGGUGACUUGCUUCGUACUUAUCUAUAUCUUUCUGGUCGGGUGGAUAUGUUGAUGAUAGAGAGGACCGUCCAGAAUCUGAUUGCUUCCGGCAUGGAUCCAAGAACAGAGAAUAAUCCCUACUUAGGCUUCGUAUAUGCAUCCUUCCAAGAAAGUGCCACCUUCGUGUCACAUGGAAACACUGCACGUCUAGCAAAGGAGAAGGGUGAUCUUGUGCUUGCUCGCAUAUGCGGCAUCAUUGCAUCUGAUGAAAAGCGUCACGAGAAGGCCUACAUCAAAAUAGUCGAGAAGCUACUUGAAGUGGAUACCACGACCACCAUGCUAGCAAUCGCGGAUAUGAUGCAAAAGAAGAUCACCAUGCCCGCUUAUCUCAUGAAUGACGGGUGCGAUACAUCUCUAUUUAGCCAUUACUCUGCAGUAUCCCAKCGUCUSGGGGUCUACACSGCAGGUGAUUACGCUARURUUUUGGAGUUUUUAGUGCRACGRUGGAGGCURGAGAAGUUGGAGGSGCUGACGAGCGARGGACGWMGYGCACAAGAGUAYGUGUGUGGGUUAGCACCAAGGAUCAGGAAGAUGCAGGAGCGUAGUCAUGAGCGGGCUCAGAAAAUGAAACAGCAUGGUGUGAAGUUUAGCUGGAUUUUCAACAAGAAGGUCAUGCUGUAGAAUGAUCAUACUUGAAUGACUAUGUACCCUUGUGAACGAGAAAUUAAAUCUUGAAUGAUUAUUGACAAGAAAAUUAAAUCGAAAAAUAAAUAUAUUAAAAUGAAUAAUACUUCUUGUCUACG
Molecule: messenger RNA, 1289 nt
Organism: Cynara cardunculus var. scolymus (artichoke)
Lineage: Eukaryota; Viridiplantae; Streptophyta; Magnoliopsida; Asterales; Asteraceae
Product: stearoyl-[acyl-carrier-protein] 9-desaturase 6, chloroplastic-like
Exons: 2
Coding region: 19-1167 (382 amino acids)
Biological process (GO): fatty acid metabolic process
Cellular component (GO): chloroplast stroma
Molecular function (GO): stearoyl-[ACP] desaturase activity
Source: RefSeq, a predicted model, not a curated record